CCGCGUCUCUGCACGACCGACCACCAUGGCCUCCGCAAUGAGAGACCACUCCUCCAUGAAGGCGACUAUGCCGUCCUACACUCCGGGCCCUUCGCAUCUUGUGCCCUCGUCAUCCUUUUUCUCGUCGUCCUCUGGUCCAGCGACGUGGCUGUAUACGGUUAUUGCCGUCGCCCUGGCACUCCUUGCAUUGGAGCAAUCUGUCUAUCGCUACAAGAAGCGCCACUUGCCGGGUGACAAAUGGACCAUUCCAAUCAUCGGCAAGUUCGCGGACUCCAUGAAGCCCACAAUGGAAGGCUACAUGGCGCAGUGGAACUCGGGCGCACUUAGCGCCAUUAGCGUGUUUAAUAUCUUCAUUGUGAUGGCUUCGACGAACGAAUACGCGCGCAAGAUCCUUAACUCACCGAACCACGCAGAACCCUGCCUUGUGCACUCGGCGAAGCACAUCCUUCGUCCUGAUAACUGGGUCUUUCUUACCGGAAGAGUGCAUGUGGAGUACCGCCGAGUCUUGAACACGCUCUUCACCCGCAAAGCACUUGGCGUGUACGUGGGCAUCCAGGAUGCGAUCACGCGCAAGUACAUCGCGAAGUGGCUCGCCGAUUCGGCCCAGGAUUCUUCGCCGAAGCCUAUCAUGAUGGCUGCGCGCGACCUCAACAUGGAAACGUCCCUCCGGGUGUUCUGCGGUCCCCACAUUCCUGACCACGCCGCCAAAGAGAUCACGGACAAAUACUGGAUGAUCACUGUCGCCCUCGAGCUCGUCAACUUCCCGAUUCCGCUGCCCGGCACCAAGGUCUACCGCGCGAUCCAGGCACGCAAGGUUGCACUCCGUUGGCUUGAGCAUGCUGCGCACGAGAGCAAGAAGUCGAUGGCGGCCGGCGGCGAGCCCGAGUGCAUGCUGGACCAAUGGGUGCACGACCUCCAGGACCCCACCUACAAGGGCCGUCGUGACUUCAGUGACCUCGAGAUGGCCAUGGUCGUGUUCUCGUUCCUCUUCGCGAGCCAGGAUGCGAUGAGCAGCGGCCUAAUCUACGGCUUCCAGCACCUUGCCGAUCACCCGGAGGUGCUUGCGAAGGUGCGAGAAGAACAGGAACGUGUGCGCGCUGGUGACUUCGAGAAGCCGAUGACGCUCGAGAUGAUGGACGAGAUGCCGUACCUCCGCGCGGUGGUGAAGGAGAGCUUACGCGUGAAGCCCCCGGUCACGAUGGUCCCCUAUAAGACGUUGAAGGCGUUCCCGAUCUCGGACGACUACACGGUGCCCGCGGGCAGCAUGAUCAUUCCGUCCUUCUACAACUCGCUGCACGAUGCCGAGGUCUUCCCCGAACCCGACGCGUUUACCCCUGAGCGCUGGCUCGACGCGAACGGCAGUGCGAACCAAAACCCGCGGAAUUACCUUGUGUUCGGCAGCGGUCCGCACAAGUGCAUCGGGAUCGAGUACGCGGUGAUGAACAUUGGUCUUGUGCUUGCGGAUGCGGCUGUCCUCAUGAACUGGGAUCACGUUCGCACAGAAAAGAGUGACAAAGUCCAGAUUAUCGCGACCUUGUUCCCUCAGGAUGGAUGUCUUCUUAAGAUAACGCCCCGUCAGCACGCAUAAUCGCAGAGACGACACGCAUAUUACCUUACUUAUUCACUUUAUUAGAACUGUCCUAUCUUUUUCACGUCACUGGGGUCUGGCAAAAUACCCUUACCCUACGAAUCUCGUCGCAUUGCUGUGUAAUUACUCGAAUGGAUACAUCGAUUGUCCGAAGCGUAA
Postia placenta MAD-698-R-SB12 is the source of this 1747-nucleotide messenger RNA. RefSeq lists its product as hypothetical. The record is from RefSeq and is a predicted model, not a curated record. Gene Ontology annotation, molecular function: monooxygenase activity; heme binding; oxidoreductase activity, acting on paired donors, with incorporation or reduction of molecular oxygen. The transcript is spliced from 5 exons. NCBI's taxonomy places the organism in Eukaryota, Fungi, Basidiomycota, Agaricomycetes, Polyporales, Adustoporiaceae. Gene Ontology annotation, biological process: sterol metabolic process. Bases 26 to 1588 code for a protein of 520 amino acids.